Messenger RNA from Puntigrus tetrazona (Sumatra barb), 792 nucleotides. RefSeq names its product novel immune-type receptor 9 (gene nitr9). The coding region runs from base 1 to 792 and encodes 263 amino acids. Lineage: Eukaryota; Metazoa; Chordata; Actinopteri; Cypriniformes; Cyprinidae. The record is from RefSeq and is a predicted model, not a curated record. The transcript is spliced from 5 exons. Gene Ontology annotation, biological process: response to bacterium.
AUGAUAAACGUUGGAUAUUUGCUUCUCUUUCUAAUAGGCCUUGCUGCCUCGCAUCUGAACAAUCCACUUGUGUUUGCCAAACUGGGAGAAACCUUUAAUAUGUCUUGCUUUUAUGAAAGCCAAAUGGCAAUGCAUUUCUCAUGGUACAAGCAUGAACAUGGAAAGAAUCCCAGGCUCAUCUCCACCAUAUACAAAAACUUACAGCUCUCGGACUCUGCAACAUACUACUGUGGAAGCGCUUAUUCCAAUGUAAUGGAAUUUGUCGAAGGGACAGAGUUGAUAGUUCAAGGGGUGAAAAGCUACAAUGUUGUAAAUCAACCUGAUUUAAUUCCAUCUCAUCUUGGAGAUUCAGUGAGUCUUACCUGCACAGUUUUAAACCGAUACUGCGUAGGAAACAACAGUGUGUACUGGAUCAUACAGGAAUCAGAAGAAUCUCGGCCCGGAUUCAUCAGCGUACAUGGAACGAGUCUUGGUCGGUGCGAGUGGAGCUUUGAAGCUGGUUUUAACAUACAACGAUGUGUCUACAGCUUCUCUAAGAAAGACCUCGCAUUUUCUGAUUCUGAGACUUACAGCUGCGCUGUUGCUGCGUGUGGGGAGAUACUGUUUUGGAAUGGCACCAAACUCGACAUUAUAGGCGCUGAUUCAACAGAACAGAUAAUGACUUUUGUAAUUCUCUCCAUUGUUAGAACAUUGUUUCUUUUGAUUAUCAUCGCCACUAUUACUUUUUGGUACUGCAUGAAUUCAAAAAGAAUUUCAAAAGAUGGCUGUUCUCCAUCUGUCGUUGCUCUCUAA